UUUCUCUGAAGUGACAGGUAGCCCACCAAAAUCCAAACAUCCUCGCACAGUAUAUUUAAGCCGUCAGUCGUCAUCUUCGACUGGAAUUCAGUUGUCGAGACGAACAAAAUUCACACUGUAUAUUUCAUUGCCUAACUAGUUCGAAUCCAUAUUUGUAGACAGAAAGACGGAUUCGACUUGGAUGGCUCCUGCCGAUGACUCCAGAUCAGAGUCCUUGUUUAAUGGGUAAUGAAUCUGUGUGUUGAUCCUCGGUGCUUUUCAACAUGCAUAAAUCAUUCCUGGUUACCUGCAAAAUUUUAUUGUUAACGACUCCUCCUCGUACUCGUACUGUCCCAAUCCUGCCAAAACCUCAAUCACUCUUCUUUUACUCCUCAUCACCCCACCAUCACCAACAACACAAACGAGAACUAGAACCUUCCGAUUCCCAUCCAAAUGCCAACACCAAAUCCCCAAUUGGGUCACCAUCUCGAGUCCAAAAACUCAUAGCUUCCCAAUCAGAUCCUCUCUUAGCCAAAGAAAUCUUCGACUACGCUUCUCGCCAACCCAAUUUCCAACACUCUUACUCAUCCUAUCUCAUUCUCAUUCUCAAACUCGGUCGAGCCAAAUACUUCUCUUUCAUUGAUGACCUUCUCACUGACCUCAAAUCCAAAAAUUACCCCGUAACCCAGACUCUUUUCUCUUACAUAAUCAACAUCUACGGAAAAGCAAAUCUCCCAGAUGAAGCUCUCAAAAUAUUCUACACUAUUCUCAAGUUCGACUGCAAUCCUUCGCCCAAACAUUUAAAUGGCAUUCUUGAAAUUCUUGUUUCUCACCACAACUAUAUUAAACCCGCUUUUGAUCUUUUCAAGGAUGCUCAUACAUAUGGCGUUUUCCCCAAUACCAAGUCUUACAACAUUUUGAUACGUGCUUUUUGUUUAAAUGGGCAAAUAAGUAUGGCAUACUCAUUGUUCAAUCAAAUGUUUAAGAGAGAUGUUAUGCCGGAUGUUGAGUCUUAUAGGAUUUUGAUGCAGGCUUUAUGUAGAAAAAGUCAGGUUAAUGGAGCUGUUGAUUUGUUGGAGGAUAUGUUGAAUAAAGGAUAUGUACCGGAUGCAUUGAGUUAUACUACUUUGUUGAAUAGUUUGUGUAGGAAGAAGAAGCUCAGGGAGGCUUAUAAGCUUCUUUGUAGAAUGAAGGUUAAAGGAUGCAAUCCUGAUAUUAUUCAUUAUAAUACGGUUAUAUUGGGUUUUUGUAGAGAGGGGCGUGCAAUGGAUGCUUGUAAGGUUCUUGAGGAUAUGGAGUCUAAUGGGUGCAUGCCAAAUUUGGUGUCUUAUAGGACUUUGGUUGGUGGGUUAUGUGAUCAAGGGAUGUUUGAUGAGGCAAAGAGUCACCUUGAGGAAAUGAUGAUGAAGGGAUUUUCUCCGCAUUUUGCUGUUUCGAAUGCUUUGAUAAAGGGUUUUUGCAAUGUUGGUAAGAUUGAGGAAGCUUGUGGUGUUGUGGAGGAAUUGCUGAAGCAUGGAGAAGCUCCACAUACGGAGACCUGGGUGAUGAUGGUUUCUAGGAUUUGUGAAGUGGAUGAUUUGCAGAGAAUUGGGGAAAUUUUGGAUAAAGUUAAGAAGGUAGAAUUAAAGGGUGACACUAGAAUAGUGGAGGCUGGUAUUGGUUUGGAGGAGUACUUGAUCAAAAGGACACAGCAAAAAGCAUGGAGAGGUUGAAUGCUUUCAAGAAUCUGAUUAUUGAAAUUGACUCUGCCAUUGUGGUGUCUUGGCUCGGUAAAGCAGCUGGCAGACCAUGAAAAAUGGCUCAUGAUCUGUCUUCCAUAUCACCUCUCUUGAGUAAGAUUAGCCAGGUUUGGUUCACUCAUAUUCGUAGGGAAGCAAAUGGUUUUGCUGAAUGCUCGGCUUAACAGGGAUUUAUGCAUCAAAUGGAUUUCAUUGCUUGGCUAUAAACUUCUUGUGGUGCUCUUCAUUUUUCUAUGUUGCCGAUUUGUUUCAAUCUUGUAGUUUGCAUGCUUGUGAUUAUCGUAGAUCAGAGUCAUACUUCUAUCUGGUUCUGUUCAGAAUCUUUCGGCUCUACUAAUGUUGGCUGUCUCCAAGUUGCUUGCUUGUGGCAUCACAAACUUCCUCCAGGCUGUUGCUACGCUUGUGCUUCCACUUCAUGCUACCAAGAAUUGAUUGAUUUCUACCUCGGAUUGCUCCGUGUUUCUCAUCUGAACUGAUAGCCUUUGCUGCUGUGCCGAUCAUUCUGCAAUGUCAUUAUGCUGUCCCUUGCUUGAUUUUACUUCCAAGUUUUAUUGUUGAUUUCACUCUGCUCUUUUCUGGGUAUGGUGCUGAUGUCAUCUUUCUACAAUGCUGAUGCGAUGAGUAUGAACCCCUGUUAUAGAUUGCUGUCCGCAUGCCGUGUAGCUGUUGCGACAUUACCUCCCGGAGCUUUGCUGCUGCUUGAGAUUGAUAUAAGCAAACUGAUUUCAUCAGGUGGCUUGUGUUGGGAAUCAGAAUUCUGCAGUUUUUUGAAUGAAUUACUGCUCGAAUAUAGGAGGGGAUUUAUUUUUUCCUGGUGUUAGUCUGCCUCUUUCUUUCCUGCUGCGACCUGCCCUUUGCACUGUCUCCUGCUACACAGUACACUGUUUGCUGAUUUUGCAUGUGGAUUACUAACAAAAUCUCCUGCUACUUUGGUCAUUGCUGAUG
Messenger RNA from Populus trichocarpa (black cottonwood), 2663 nucleotides. RefSeq names its product pentatricopeptide repeat-containing protein At4g01400, mitochondrial. NCBI's taxonomy places the organism in Eukaryota, Viridiplantae, Streptophyta, Magnoliopsida, Malpighiales, Salicaceae. The transcript has 2 exons. Gene Ontology annotation, molecular function: protein binding. The record is from RefSeq and is a predicted model, not a curated record. Bases 264 to 1691 code for a protein of 475 amino acids.